Molecule: messenger RNA, 771 nt
Organism: Manihot esculenta (cassava)
Lineage: Eukaryota; Viridiplantae; Streptophyta; Magnoliopsida; Malpighiales; Euphorbiaceae
Exons: 1
Coding region: 1-771 (256 amino acids)
Molecular function (GO): RNA-DNA hybrid ribonuclease activity; nucleic acid binding
Source: RefSeq, a predicted model, not a curated record
AUGGCUGUUGAGUUAUGGAGACUUGCUGGUUUUUCUACUACUGUUGAUUUUUCUAUAUUCAUGGAUUUCUUUAUUCAUAUUUAUAAUACUUUUGGCAGAGAAAGGACUGCACGUAUGGCUAUACAUGCAUGGAAGUUAUGGCAUGCCAGGAAUAAAAGAUUGUGGGUCAAUAAAGUUUUGUCACCCAGUGAGGUUCAUCAUGCUGCUAGUUCCUAUUUUAAUGAUUAUGUGGCUUCACUUGUGUCUCGACCAAGGACGUUAUCCCACCCAUCUGUUCCUCGUGUGCUCCCAUUGGUUGAGGCUACCACUCUUGAAGUUGAUUGGAUUGCAUUCAUUGAUUGUGCAGUCUUUGCUAGUGCUGAUUUGUUCGGUUUUGCAGCAGUAUUUGAGGACUUGGAAGGCUUCUUUUCCAUUGCAAUUUCGGGUUUCUAUGAGGGGGGUGGGCAACCUGUUAUUGCUGAAGCUUUGGCCUUGCGUCAAUGUUUAUCUUAUGCUAGAGAUUGUUUUCUUCAGGCGGGUUGUAUUUUUACGGAUAACCAAUCCUUAGCCUUGGCUAUUCGCUCUCCUCUGGAUGACUUUUCAGAGUUUGGAUUAGUUGUUUCUGAUUGCAAAGAUAUUAUGCGGUCUCAGGGUAACAUUCAUGUUUGUUGGGUACGGCGUUCAGAAAAUAGAGCCGCCCAUUUAUUAGCUAGAGAGUCUAUUCAUCAUGGUAGAUUCAAGAUUUGGAUUGACAUUCCUGAUUGUCUCUUGGAUUAUUAUUCUACAAGAUAA